This is a messenger RNA of Cryptococcus amylolentus CBS 6039, 819 nucleotides long. RefSeq lists its product as hypothetical. The record is from RefSeq and is a predicted model, not a curated record. NCBI's taxonomy places the organism in Eukaryota, Fungi, Basidiomycota, Tremellomycetes, Tremellales, Cryptococcaceae. Gene Ontology annotation, molecular function: GTPase activity. The transcript is spliced from 4 exons. Bases 1 to 819 code for a protein of 272 amino acids.
AUGCGAUACGCCGUCCUCGUCACAGGACCCGCCGGUGCCGGCAAGUCCACCUUCUGCGCUUCUCUCAUCACCCACGCCCAAACCAUCGGCCGCUCCGUCCACCUUGUCAACCUCGACCCUGCCGCCGACAAGUUUGAAUAUGAGCCGACAAUUGAUAUCAGAGAUCUGAUUAACUUGGAGGAUGUGAUGGAGGAGCUCGAGUUUGGUCCCAAUGGCGGUUUGAUAUAUUGUUUUGAGUAUCUGUUAAACAACCUCGACUGGCUGGACGACGAAUUAGGCGCCUACGAAGAUGACUACCUCAUCAUCGACUGUCCCGGUCAAAUCGAGCUUUACACCCACGUCCCCCUCCUUCCCCGGCUCGCCACCUACCUCUCCACAAACCUGAAUUUCCGCACCUCUGCCGUCUACCUGAUAGACUCGCAAUUCAUGCAGGACAAGAGCAAAUACUUUGCGGGAGUGAUGAGUGCUAUGAGCUGUAUGCUUUCUCUGGGUAUCAGUAUGCUGUGUUUGAUGAGCAAGAUGGAUUUGGUAAAGGACAAAAAGGGGAGGACAAAGAGGGAGGUCGGGAGAUAUUUGGAUCCGGAUCCUAGCCUUCUCUAUGAAGACCCAUCCAGCAAUAGUAACUCUAAAUUUAGCAAGCUCAACCGCGCCGUGGUGGGCUUGAUAGAAGACCAAAAUAUCGUGUCUUUCCUCCCCUUGGACGUGACGAAUGAGGACUCGGUCAACACGGUGCUGAGUCAUAUUGAUAAUAUGAUGCAGUACGGGGAGGAUGAGGAGCCAAAGGUGCCAAAGGACAUGGACGAUGGUGAUUUCGACUAG